AUGGCCUUCAUUCUCAGAAGAACCUUGUUUGGGAAAAGUGUGAGCCAUGUUCUGAGCGCAGCAGUAUUCGGGACGUCGAAGCGCCUCAUCCCAGAGUCAAGCGCUCUCAGAAUGCUCCAUGUUGGAUCCCGAGCCUCACUGACAAGAGUUUUCAGUGCCAGAGAUGUUGCACUUUUUGCUGAGCUAACAGGAGACACGAACCCGCUCCACCUUGACCCUGAGUUUGCCAAAAAGACCUCUUUCGAAGCCCCCAUUGUUCACGGCGUGCUGAUUAAUGGCCUCAUCUCAGCAGUUUUGGGGACCAAAAUGCCCGGCAGAGGCUGUGUGUUUCUCUACCAGGAAAUUCGCUUCCCGGCUCCUUUGUUUGUCGGAGAGGAGGUGGUGGCUGAGGCAGAGGUGAAGAAGAUCAAAAUGUCAUUUGCUUUCAUUUCCGUUUCCUGUUCUGUCAGAGACAAAGUGGUGAUGGAGGGGGAGGUGAUGGUCAUGCUACCAGAGGACAUGCAGGAGGCUUAGUUAUUAUGAAACUUAGAUAAAUGUCUUUCAUUUCUUUCCAAAAGAUUCUUCUUGUACUUUGAAAGCUUAUGUUGUUACUCAUCCUUUUUUAACAUAGUACAAACUGCAUGAACUGUUCUGUCUUAAAAGAAGAGUUCAGCCAGAAAUAAAAAGCACACGAUUUCCCCAAUCUUUCAGUGUUGUUCAUUAGCCUAGGCAUGUUAGGUGCCUGAAGUUUGCUUUAGUUUUGUAUUGCAGUUAUAAAGCUAAUGUAGUUAACAAGUAAAGAUGCUUAUAGCUAACAAUCGCAAGCAUCACAUUUGUUCUAUUAUGUUGUCAUUUCUAUAGUAACAACUUACACAGAGACUACCCCAUAUAAUCUAACACUAAUGAUAAGCAAAUUUUAAAAAAAUUGGUUGUUAUUUUACAAAAAAAAAAAAAAUUGUUGAUAUGGUGAAGUUUUCUGUAAGAAGCCGUUUAUAUAACAUUUAUGGAAGGAGCCUUGUGUGUCAGUGUGUUUGUAAAGCCUAGUUCACACUGCACCGACACACACCAACCAACACCAAUAGACACGUUUGUCGGGUUUUUUCAGAUCAGUGUGUUAACCCUGUCGGCGUUUGUUUUCACAGACUGAACAUGUUCAAUUGGUGUUUGUCGGGUUGUGAAAUGUCUGAGCAGUGUGGUAUGAUGUUCCAACAAACUCUGACGUAAUCUGAUCUAGGCAUGAACCGUUGCCAUGACAAUGAGGCAAGUGUCCCUGAAAACUCCGUAGAAACGAAAGCCUGCGCUCUAGGUCCUAGGCGGGCUAAAUCAUUGUUCUAUGUAAAGUGGCAGAUUUCUGGACGAAUCAGAAAGAAGAAGAGUUUGUGGAUCUCUGGGAGGAGAGGCCAGAGCUUUAUGUUGUGGGUGUAGCUAUGUGUACCAACCGCAACGCAAGGUGGAAUGCGAUCAGGUCGAUUACCACAGCCCUUGGGAUAUCAGAUUAAUGACUUGAAGGUUUACCUCAAUACUUCAAUACAAUAAUAAUAUAUUAUUGAUAUGUCAAAUAAACUUGCUUGACAUUAAUGUUAAUGCGGUUACUCUUAACUUAGUGUAGUUUUUGUUCUCAAUGGUGUUUCAAUUUAGCAAUAACAGGACAGGCUGCUUUUAUAUUUGUUUUUUAAAGUCAAGUUUUAUUAAUGUCAAGAGACUGGAAAAAAAAUUAGUGUCUGGUGUGAGAACGAUUGUUUAUAGCUGCUGUAACAUAAGUGAUAAUAGGUACUUGUGUCAUGGUCCUAUAACAGCACACCCCAUCGUGUUUUAUUCCUUACUAAACUACAGGGUGUCCAUACAUAGGGGAAAUUAACACUUUUUAGCAACAUGUCUUCCAAUAUUUUUCAUACUUAGU
Pangasianodon hypophthalmus (striped catfish) is the source of this 1879-nucleotide messenger RNA. Its product is annotated as hydroxyacyl-thioester dehydratase type 2, mitochondrial. The coding region runs from base 1 to 513 and encodes 170 amino acids. Lineage: Eukaryota; Metazoa; Chordata; Actinopteri; Siluriformes; Pangasiidae. The transcript has a single exon. The record is from RefSeq and is a predicted model, not a curated record.